AUGGCGACGAUACCCACCACAGCUACCGCCACCAUGUGUCCGUCUCCUCCUCUCCCAACUAUCUCGCCGUUACUAAGAACAACUCACCAAUGUCAACCAUCUCCUUCCUCAUCAUCCCCAUCUUCCAUAAAGCUUAGCACCGCUCUGGUUUUCUGUGAGACCACUGUGGAUAGAGCCACUGAGAGCUCCGUGAUGAUCAAACCUGACAAAUGGGGACUUCAAUUAGAAAAGAGGAGGAAGAGGAGGAGGAGAAGAAGACUUGGUUUCGAGCGCUUGGAACCGGAAGAAGACGAAAAUGCUGGCGCAAAAGCAGGAGAAGAAACAGAGACAAUCAGUGUUCCAGCUGGAGCUACACGGUCUGGAUUUUUAAGUCGUUCAGAGGAGAUUCAGCUUUGCUUGUACCUCAAGGAAGGAGCAAAACUUGAAAAUCUUGGAACAAGUGCUGAAGAGAAUGAGAUGGUAUCAGUUUUGUUGUCCAGUGGCAAAGGCAAGAAGAAGCGUAGUGCUAAUGAAAUAUUAUGCCGAAGAAGAGAAGCGAGAGAAAAGAUUACUCGUUGUUACCGGAGGCUCGUUGUCUCUAUCGCCACAGGCUACCAAGGCAAAGGGUUGAAUCUGCAAGACCUGAUUCAAGAAGGAAGCAUAGGGCUCCUAAGAGGAGCUGAGAGAUUUGAUCCAGAACGUGGCUACAAACUCUCAACUUACGUCUACUGGUGGAUCAAACAGGCCAUCUUAAGAGCUAUUGCGCACAAGUCUAGACUAGUCAAAUUGCCGGGAAGCAUGUGGGAGCUGACGGCGAAAGUUGCAGAAGCAAGUAACGUCUUGACCAGAAAACUAAAACGGAUACCGAGCUGUGAAGAGAUCGCAGAGCACCUCAACAUCCACGUGUCAGCGGUUAGACUUGCCGUGGACAGGAGCAGAUCCCCUGUUUCGUUGGACAGAGUCGCAUCUCACAAUGGCCGCAUGACAUUGCAGGAGAUUGUAAAGGGACCGGAUGAAACAAGGCCAGAGGAGAUGGUGAAAAGGGAAGACAUGAAGCAUGAGAUUGAGCAGCUUUUGGGAACUCUUACAGCGAGAGAAUCUCGAGUGUUGGGACUCUACUUUGGUCUCAAUGGAGAGACUCCUAUGUCGUUUGAAGAGAUAGGCAAGUCGUUGAAGCUUUCAAGAGAGCGGGUGAGGCAAAUCAAUGGCAUUGCCUUGACAAAGCUACGAAAUGUACAUUAUGUGAAUGAUUUGAAAUUAUACUAUUCCUCCUCCUCCAGUGAUUGA
Microthlaspi erraticum is the source of this 1266-nucleotide messenger RNA. Lineage: Eukaryota; Viridiplantae; Streptophyta; Magnoliopsida; Brassicales; Brassicaceae. The record is from the annotation of a GenBank genome assembly.